Messenger RNA from Gopherus evgoodei (Goodes thornscrub tortoise), 2431 nucleotides. RefSeq names its product testis expressed 43 (gene SPMIP10). Lineage: Eukaryota; Metazoa; Chordata; Testudines; Testudinidae. Bases 140 to 490 code for a protein of 116 amino acids. The transcript has 3 exons. The record is from RefSeq and is a predicted model, not a curated record.
CUGCAGCCUGGUCGCCUUCUGGAACGUGGGCGAUGGCGGCGGCUGCAUCACAAAGGCGCCCACGCCGGAGCGACCCCGGGCUGCGAGCGGUCCCGGCGCUGGAGAGGCCGCGGGGAGUCGGGAGUGGGCUGCAGCCGCCAUGGUCUCCGUCGGGACCAACACGGACCUCAAAGGGCUUGUUCACUGCCAUUUACCAAAGUUAUCACACAAACAUGGGAUGAUUCCAACGCAUUAUGUGAUGCCCUGGAAAGAAGACAUGAAGAACAGGAAAUUCACUUUAAAGCAUGCAGAGGUUGUUGGGAUAUAUACUGGUGCCACCGAAGAUAGUCUGUUUUUGGAGCACAGAGAAAGACUUUGCCAUGGAGAAGAAAGAAAACACAUACAGGAGAAGAUUCCUCGGGAAAUGAUGAUUGUAGAUAUUCCCAUAUAUUCUCAUCUCUCCAGAUACCAAAAGUCUGUGAUUGCUCACGCAUGGAGGAUGAAACUCUGACCUGCUUUUUCCCUCAAUACAGUCAUGUUUGAACUGUAUAGGCUAUGAAGUUUAAAUCUGCUGCAAGAAAAAACAGUGUGGUGGUUUUUUUUUCCUCUUUAAAAUAGAAUUAACAUGUUUUUAAAGCUGAUUAGAUGUUAUAUUUGAAAUGAAAAAAAAUUCUGUCUGCAAUUUGACCUGCAUAUUUUUGAUUAGGCAAGGGAGAAUCUCAAAAGUUUCAGACUUCCCAGUUUGAUUUAGAUAAGCAGCAUACAGACAUUUGGAUGCUUAUCUGAAGUUUAUACAAACCUUAGGGCUCUACUCAGCUUUCCACCACCAUCUCCAAGAGACUGGCUUCAACCCCAUUCCUUAUCCUCUAUUGUUUUCUUGGAGAGAGUCCCACUGGCUGUCUACCAGCCCUCCUUACAUCUUCUAAGGGUGACUAGCUAGCUUCCUCUCCUGGCUCUUCAGGGGCAGCAGGCUGGUUCAGUUCCCUCUUCCUUUUGUUUAGGUGAUAGUUGCAUUCCUCUCCCUACCUCAGAUGCUAGGCAGGUAGCAACAUCAGGAUCUGGAAAUUCUCCAACUGAUAUUGUUGCAGCUGUUGUACUUAGUUCUGGGUCUGAAUUGCUUCCAAGUAUAUUAUAGUAAAAAGAAAUUCCCAUUAUUGACAGGAGAAGGAAUUAUGGGUUUACAAAGCCACUGAAAUCAUGGGAAGUAAAGGAGACAAAAUUUGGAGAAAUACUAAAGGGCCAUCAAUUAAAAAGGUGCUGAAAGGCUGAACAAAUAUAAAUGGAAAUAAAUAAAUAAAAUACAUAAAUGAGAACAGUUGGUUCCAGUCAUACAGGAUCUCUCUGUACGGAAUCAAUUCCACUUGUCAAUCAAGAACAGAUGCCAUUAAAAUGAUUUAAUUGAAUUUUGUAUUAUAAUGGCUAUUUACAAUUGCUUAUUCUAAAAAUGCCAUAGGUUCAAACUUUAGAGAGUGAGAAAUGGGGAAAAAAGAAAAUGAAAAACCUUUUAAAUUUAAAAGCUGCUAAGUAUUUAUAAAUGUUCUGGGAUAAAAAACAUAGUUUCCGUAUAACCAGUUUUGUUUAUAUUUCACAUCUGCUGAAAGGAAGACAAUUAAGAAAUUUUGAGCUUGCCAUUUUUAUACGCUAAUAACGUUUUAAAAAAAUACAUUGGAGUGUAAUUUUAAAAUAUUGCUCUCUUCACAAAUACAUUUUAUUUCAAAUUGUGAUUAAAUCUAACACUAUAACACUUUCUGCUCUGGGUUGAAGAGGAUCCCCCCAACUAGAUCAAAAGCAGAAAGAAGCUGUCUUCAAAGCCUAAGUACUUAUAAAUUAAAAUAUAAAGUCAUCAUGAGCAAAUGAGCAGUAGGGUUUCAAGAACAUUUUUAUACAUAGUUAAAAUGUGCUCAAUAUUUUAUGUCUAGAAAUAUUAAUCACAAAAUAGUGUUUUUCACCCUAAGUGAUUCCAAAUCUGAAAUACUUUCAUUUAUUUUUUUUUUUAGAAAAAAUAUAACAUUACAUUUGUAUUGCUUACGGCUUUUCCCUUCAGAGCUACUGUAGUUGUGGAUAAAAUCUGCAGCUGAUAUAAUUUUCUUUUAUAGGUAAGGAAAUAAAAAUAUGACCUAAAGCAUCACUCCCAAAAACUGUGAGUCAAACUGACGCCCCUGCAACAUCAGCACGCCAGGACUGUAAAAGGCUUGCAACUGGUUGGAAGGAGAAUGUCCCCGAUAAUGAGCAUUGUGCUGGGCUGCCAUAAGCAGCUCUACUCAACUCCCCACCCCCUUGUGCACUGGUACAGGAUGUGUGUCAGAGAUGGCGACAUGUAGUGCUGUGUUAAUUUUACUGGAAUAAAUAGGCCCAGAGAGUUAAAGGUGUUAACAUAGCCCUAUGACUGUACAACGCUAAACAAUUAAAUGUUUUUUGGGGGGUUGAAUACAGAGACUUUGGCCUGCUUAAU